AUGCGCAUUUUUUUUAUUUUCCAUAUUUUUUUGUUUUUUUUUUCCACAAAAAAUAUAACUUGUAUAGUGAAUAAAAAACUAACAAAAGAAAAACAAUUUUUUAUUAACAAUGGUUGUUAUAGGAAAAUAAAAUCUGUUCAUUUAAAGUUGAAGAAAUUUAGGAGUAAUGAAGAAAAGGGUAGCGUGGGUGGGGGGUUGAGGGAUAUUGCCAAUUAUCAUUUUAAAAGGAACAUAUAUAAUAGUUGGAAUAAUAACUUUCCUAAAAAUAUUAUUUAUAAACAGAUUUAUGAAAAGACUUAUCCAUUUAAAAAAUACUGUAUUGGAGAUGAAUAUUAUGGAAGAAUAUUAAAUGUAAAUUCCAAAAAAAUAAAAGUUGAUAUUUUAUGUGAUAGAAAAGCUUGUUUAAAUACAUCUGAAUAUUUCAGUUCAUUAAAAUUAUGCAAAUAUAUAAAUUCAAUAAUAAAUAUACAUGAUAUAAUAAAAAUAAAAAUAAAAUUUAUACAAAAAAUUUAUAAGAAAAUAUUUGUACAAAUAAGAAAAUAUUCAGUAUCAGAAAUAUUAUCUUCUUUUCAAAAUGAUAAAAAUUUAAUAAAUUCAAAAAUUUUUUACAUUUAUCAUAAUUAUGCUUUAGUUUAUAUUGCUCCUAAAAUACAUGCAAAGUUAAUUAUUCACAAACAAAAUAAAUUAGAUAAAUACAAACUUGGAGAUACUAUUCCCGUCAAAGUUGAUUCUUUUAAUUCAGAAAAAAAUGAGCUAUAUGUAUUAGAUCCAAACAGCUAG
This is a messenger RNA of Plasmodium berghei ANKA, 780 nucleotides long. Its product is annotated as conserved Plasmodium protein, unknown function. Lineage: Eukaryota; Apicomplexa; Aconoidasida; Haemosporida; Plasmodiidae. The transcript has a single exon. The coding region runs from base 1 to 780 and encodes 259 amino acids. The record is from RefSeq and is a predicted model, not a curated record.